Molecule: messenger RNA, 2604 nt
Organism: Anopheles gambiae (African malaria mosquito)
Lineage: Eukaryota; Metazoa; Arthropoda; Insecta; Diptera; Culicidae
Product: gelsolin
Exons: 7
Coding region: 237-2456 (739 amino acids)
Biological process (GO): barbed-end actin filament capping; actin filament severing; actin polymerization or depolymerization
Cellular component (GO): actin cytoskeleton; cytoplasm
Molecular function (GO): actin filament binding; phosphatidylinositol-4,5-bisphosphate binding
Source: RefSeq, a predicted model, not a curated record
CAGUCACACCCGCCACCCAAGAUAAACGCUGUCCCAGUACAAAUGCCGGUUUCAGCCAAUGGAAGCGUUACAGUUCCGCGCAAGAAGUCGCGUGCUGCGGAUGUGCCUCCAUACAGUGCCUCUAUAUUUUGCUCUUUGAAUCUAAGUGUAGGUGGAUUCUCGAGUGAUCAAGUGACUAUUUACCUCUACUACUACUAUUAUUACAACCAAGUGCACUGUGCAGUGAAUACGUAACGAUGCAUCCAGCGUUUGAAAAUGCCGGCAUUAGCAAGGGUCUGGAAGUGUGGCGCAUUGAGAACUUUGAGCCCGUCCCGGUACCGGUAAAAGAGUAUGGCAAAUUCUACACCGGUGAUUCCUACAUCGUACUGAAUACGAAAGAAUCCAAGAGUGGCAUACUCUCGUGGGACGUCCACUUCUGGCUUGGGCUGGAAACGUCUCAGGACGAGGCCGGUUCGGCGGCAAUUCUAACCGUCCAGCUGGAUGAUCGUCAUAACGGCGCCCCGGUUCAGCAUCGUGAGGUGCAGGAUCACGAGGGUUCGCUGUUUCUGAGCUACUUCCCGGGCGGUGUGCGCUACGCUGCCGGUGGCGUCAAGAGCGGCUUCAACGAGGUCGAAACGAAUGCGGCCGGCGAGAAGCGUCUGUUCCAGGUGAAGGGCGCAAAGAAUGUGCGCGUCCGCCAGGUGCCACUGUCGAUUGGGUCGAUGAACAAGGGCGAUUGCUUCAUACUGGAUGCCGGGUACGAUAUCUACGUGUACGUGGGAGCUUCCGCUAAGCGGGUGGAGAAGAUAAAGGCGAUCAGUGCUGCGGGCCAGAUUCGCGAUCAAGAUCAUGCGGGUCGUGCCAAUGUGCACAUCUUAGAUGAGUUUGCAAGCUCCGCGGAACAGCAGGAAUUCUUUGACGUGCUCGGUGAAGGUUCUCCCGACGCUGUGGCAGAAGAGUCGGAGUCGGACGAAGCGUACGAACGGUCCGACUGUAAGGCGAUCGCUCUCUACCACGUGUCGGAUGCUAGCGGAUCGCUCGAGAUCACACCGAUCGGGGAGCGUCCGUUGAAGCAGAGCAUGCUGGAUUCUAAUCAGGACUGCUACAUCCUCGACACCGGGGCAGGCAGUAUCUACGUGUGGAUCGGCAAGGGUGCAACCGGUCAGGAACGGUCCCAGGCAAUGGUGAAGGCGCAGGAGUUUAUCACCGCCAAGGGCUACCCGGUCCACACCGCCGUACAUCGCGUGGUGGAGAACGGAGAAACGACCGACUUCAAGCAAUUCUUCGCCAGCUGGCGCGAUAAGGGCAUUAGCCACGCGCAGCUCAUCAAAACCGCCAUGGGCAGCGGGGACGAGUCGGAUGCGGAGGCCGAGUUCGAUCCGGAGGUGUUGCACACGUUCAAGAAGAACGGUGGCCGUGCGCUCGGCUUCAUGCCGGACAAUGGUCAGGGUGCGGUGGAGAUAUGGCGCGUACAGAACUACGACCUGGAGCCGGUUGAGCCGGAUGCGUACGGUACGUUCUACGCCGGUGACUCGUACCUCGUGCGGUACGAGUACACGGUCCGGGCCGGUGGCCACGGGUACAUCGUGUACUUCUGGCAGGGCAAAACGUCCAGCACUACGGAGAAGGGUGCAUCGGCCAUGCACGCCGUCCGCAUGGACGAUGAGCUGAACGGGAAAGCGAUUCUUGUGCGCGUCGCUCAGGGCAAUGAACCGCGCCACUUUAUGAAGCUGUUCAAGGGCAGAAUGGUGACGCUGUUGGGCGAUUACGGCAAGCAGUCGGCGGAAGAUACGAAACUGUUCCGCAUUCGCGGUACCUGUUCCGAUGAUGUGCGAGCGGAAGAGAUGGCCCCGACGGCAGCAUCGCUAGCGUCGGACGAUGUGUUCCUGCUGAAGACGGCGGGCACCGUGUACAUCUGGCACGGUGUCGGUGCGUCCGAUCUGGAGAAGGAUAUGGCGGCCAACAUUGCCGGUGUGGUUGCGCCCGACGCAAGUGCCGAAGUUGUUGCGGAAGAGUCGGAACCGGAGGAGUUCUGGGCAGCGCUCGGUGGAAAGGAUGAGUACGAUCGGGAGCUGGAUCCGGCUGGUGCUCCGUUCCUGACGCCCCGGCUGUUCCACUGUCGCAUUCUGUACAACAAGAAGCUGCGCGUCGAGGAAGUGCCACACUUCGAGCAGGAGGAUCUCAACGUGGACGAUGUGAUGGUACUGGAUGGUGGCGACGAAAUCUACUGCUGGAUCGGUAACGGUGCAACCGAGGAGGAACGCAGCAAGUCGAUCGAUAUGGCCCGCCAGUACAUCCGUACCGAUCCGUCCGAGCGGUCGGAGGAGACGGUCCCGAUCGUUGUACUUAAGCAGGGCGCCGAGCCGAGAAGCUUCAAGCGACUCUUCCCCACGUGGGACGAUGCUUUCUGGGAGAACCAAAUGUCAUACGAAGCGUACCGGCAGCAGGCUUUGGAGCAAAACCAGCAUGCUGCUUAGAUACGCAUCGACCAUUCAUCCACUAUCACGUGUCAUUUCGCCCGUCACGUGUCAUACUCGUAUAUGCACCAUUACUACCUUGCUACAUUUAAUCUGUACGUUUAUUACGAACGUUCGCACAAAGGAAUAAAACUGUGUUUGAAGUAAA